This is a messenger RNA of Hordeum vulgare subsp. vulgare (domesticated barley), 882 nucleotides long. Its product is annotated as double-stranded RNA-specific editase 1-like. Lineage: Eukaryota; Viridiplantae; Streptophyta; Magnoliopsida; Poales; Poaceae. Gene Ontology annotation, cellular component: nucleolus; cytoplasm. The record is from RefSeq and is a predicted model, not a curated record. The transcript is spliced from 5 exons. Gene Ontology annotation, biological process: adenosine to inosine editing; RNA processing. Gene Ontology annotation, molecular function: double-stranded RNA adenosine deaminase activity; tRNA-specific adenosine deaminase activity; double-stranded RNA binding. The coding region runs from base 1 to 882 and encodes 293 amino acids.
AUGGCCGACUACACCACCCCUACCAUCGCGGCCUCCGCCCCCCGCCGUCCUCGGCGACCGUCGGAUCGAGAUCUGCACGACGGCACCUCCGCCUCUCCCACCACCUUCGCGCCUCCGCAAGACGGCGUCCAGUGGGCUGAGGCCGCCUCCUCGACCGCCCUCCGCCGGUACCGUGCCCUCCCCAAGAAGGGCAAGCCACAGGGGCGUGAGUCCACCGUCCUCGCCGCCUUCCUGCUCUCCUCCCCGGAGAACCCACUCAACCCCACCGUCCUCUCCCUCGCCACCGGCACCAAAUGCCUCGGCGCAGCACGCCUCAGACCUCGCGGUGACCUCGUCCAUGACGCCCAUGCCGAGGUCAUCGCCCGCCGCACGCUCCUCCGCCUCAUCUAUGCCGAGAUCGGUAUGGACAACCCACCAAGUUGGUUGGUCGCCUCUGGCACUGAUGGGCGGUGGAGGCUUAAGGACGAGCAUCAGCUGCAUCUCUACAUCACCCAGAUCCCCUGUGGGGUCAUGCCGGUGCCGCCGUCACCCUUGGAGGUUCGAAGGGAACAACUGGAUACCAUGGUCAAUGGAUGCAAUGUUAAUCUAGGUAUAAGCCCGCACCAGAGCCAGCCCUCACCUCUCUCGAUGCCAUGCUCCCUCACGACCUGCUGCAGUGGAACUAUUAGGGCUGUACUACCCGCCCGCCAGGAGAUUAUUCCCACGCUGUCUGAGGUAUUCACACCCACGGGGAUUAUCAGCGGCUACCCAUCUGAUCCUAAUAGCUACUACUUCAGAGAGAACAGUGCAUGUGAUCCUACUUCUCCCGGCUUGAGCAGAGUCUGCAGAGAAGAUAUGGGGCAGAGGAUGGAGAAGAAUGAGAUUGCAGAGAGGAUUGGCUAG